AUGACCUCCAUGCUUUUCUUCCCUGGGGCGAGUCAAGUGGUCGUGACUGAAAUUCAGGUCCCUGUUUGGUGUAUAAAUAUGGGUAAAUAUCACAGACAACAUACAAUAAAGCUGGUCACUGUGUUCCUGCUGGUGACCAUCAGCAUUUGCAGUUACUCUGCUACCGCCUUCCUCAUCAACAGUUUGCCACUUCCUGUCAAGAAGGCUUUACCUUUACCUCUGGACAAUGUUCUCCCAGUCAUGGACCCACUUAAGCUUCUUCUGAAAACUCUGGGCAUUUCUGUUGAGCACCUUGUGGAAGGGCUAAGGAAGUGUGUGAGUGAGCUGGGACCAGAUACCUCUGAGGCCGUGAAGAAACUGCUGGAGGCACUCUCAUAUUUGGUGUGA
This is a messenger RNA of Delphinapterus leucas (beluga whale), 387 nucleotides long. The record is from RefSeq and is a predicted model, not a curated record. NCBI's taxonomy places the organism in Eukaryota, Metazoa, Chordata, Mammalia, Artiodactyla, Monodontidae.